GCGCGCCGGCCAGGCGGCAGAGCAGAUCGAGUUCCCGGGUGCCGGCGGCGCGGGCGCCAUGUCGUCCCUCAGCCGCGAGCUCGUCUUCCUCAUCCUCCAGUUCCUCGACGAGGAGAAGUUCAAGGAGACCGUGCACAAGCUUGAACAAGAGUCAGGGUUCUACUUCAACAUCAAGUACUUCGAGGAGAAGGUCCUUGCUGGGGAGUGGGAUGAGGUGGAGAGGUACCUCUCAGGUUUCACCAAGGUGGACGACAAUAGGUAUUCCAUGAAGAUCUUCUUCGAGAUCAGGAAGCAGAAGUAUCUCGAAGCGCUUGACAAGCAUGAUAGAGCAAAGGCGGUCGAUAUUCUUGUCAAGGAUCUUAAAGUCUUCUCGACAUUCAAUGAGGAGUUGUUUAAAGAGAUAACACAGCUUCUAACUCUUGAGAAUUUUAGGGAAAAUGAACAAUUAUCCAAGUAUGGGGAUACCAAAUCUGCUCGCAGUAUCAUGCUGAUUGAGCUAAAAAAACUAAUUGAAGCAAAUCCCCUUUUCCGCGAGAAACUUGUCUUUCCAACUCUCAAGGCGUCACGAUUGCGGACUUUAAUUAACCAAAGCUUGAACUGGCAGCAUCAACUUUGUAAGAACCCUCGGCCAAAUCCAGAUAUCAAGACUUUAUUCACUGAUCAUACUUGCUCUCCUCCAAAUGGAGCACGUACAUCACCUGUGUCUGUACCGUUGGCAGCUGUUCCAAAGGCUGGUGCCGCAUACCCACCACUCGUGGGCCAUCCUCCAUUUCAGCCUCCUCCUGCUGGUCCAUCUUUAGCUGGUUGGAUGACAAAUGCUGCUGUUUCAUCAUCUAUUCAGUCUGCUGGUGUCGCCGCAUCAUCAAUGCCUGUUCCACCAAAUCAAGCUGUCUCCAUGAUGAAACGCCCAACUAUAACAGACUAUCAAAGUGCAGAAUCCGAGCAGCUAAUGAAGCGAUUGAGGCCCAGUGGACAUGGUAUUGAUGAGGCCACAUAUCCUGCGCCUAUUCCUCAACCUUCGUGGUCAUUGGAUGAUCUUCCCAAGACAGUGGCUUGUACAUUAUCACAGGGAUCUAAUGUAACUAGCAUGGACUUCCAUCCUUCUCGUCAUACACUACUACUAGUUGGAUCUGCUAAUGGUGAAAUUACGCUUUGGGAGAUUGGUCUGCGUGAGAGGCUGGUCUCGAAGCCCUUCAAAAUUUGGGACAUGCAAGCGUGUUCACCACAAUUUCAGAGUGCCGUGGCUAAAGACUCUUCCAUGUCCAUUAACCGAGUUACAUGGAGCCCUGAUGGAGACUUGAUGGGAGUUGCAUUCACAAAACAUUUGAUCCAUCUGCAUGCAUAUCAGCAGCCAAAUGAAACACGCCAAGUUCUAGAGAUUGAGGCUCAUUCUGGAGGAGUUAAUGACAUAGCAUUCUCCCGCCCAAACAAACAACUUUGUGUUGUUACUUGUGGAGAUGACAAGCUGAUAAAGGUCUGGGAUAUGCAUGGUCAGAAAAUAUUUUCGUUUGAAGGGCAUGACGCACCUGUAUAUUCUAUCUGCCCUCACCACAAAGAGACUAUUCAGUUUAUCUUUUCAACUUCCCUGGACGGGAAAAUUAAGGCGUGGCUUUAUGAUAAUAUGGGAUCUAGGGUGGACUAUGAAGCUCCAGGAAAAUGGUGUACUACAAUGCUUUAUAGUGCCGAUGGAACUAGGUUGUUUUCAUGCGGAACAAGCAAAGACGGAGACUCACAUUUGGUUGAGUGGAACGAAAGUGAAGGAUCUAUCAAGAGGACAUAUUCUGGAUUCCGUAAGAAGCCAUCUGGUGUAGUGCAGGGUGUUGUGCAAUUUGAUACAGCUCAGAAUCACAUUUUAGCUGUUGGUGAAGAUAACCAAAUUAAAUUUUGGGAUGUUGAUAACACCAACAUGCUUACCUGCAUUGAAGCUGACGGAGGCUUGCCAGGCUUUCCGCGGUUGAGGUUCAAUAAAGAAGGGAAUCUGCUUGCUGUUACUACUGUAGACAAUGGCUUUAAGAUACUUGCAAAUUCUGAUGGGCUCAGAUCUUUACGGGCUUUUGGAAACCGACCUUUCGAAGCAUUUAGAUCGCCAUAUGAAGCUUCUGCUAUGAAGGUCUCAGGUGCUCCUGUUGUUGCGGGCAUCUCCCCUAACAUUGGCCGAAUGGAUCACUUAGACAGAAACUCUCCUGCAAAGCCAUCUCCUAUGCUGAAUGGUGGGGAUCCGGCAUCUAGAAGCAUAGAUAUAAAGCCAAGAAUUUCAGAAGAAAAGCCUGAUAAAGCAAAACCUUGGGAGCUGAUGGAAGUUCUAAAUCCCCAGCAGUUCCGUGUUGCCACAAUGCCAGAAACUCCAGACCAAGCCACCAAGGUUGUCAGACUUCUGUACACAAAUUCUGGUGUCGGUUUGUUAGCACUAGGGUCUAAUGCUAUUCAAAGACUCUGGAAAUGGAAUCGCAAUGAGCAGAAUCCAAGCGGCAAGGCCACAGCCAGUGUUGUGCCACAACAUUGGCAACCAAACAGUGGUCUUGUCAUGGCAAAUGAUACCGGGGAAGCAAAUCCUGAGGAGUCAGUCCCAUGCAUUGCACUCUCCAAGAAUGAUUCUUAUGUGAUGUCUGCAUGUGGUGGAAAGGUCUCAUUGUUUAACAUGAUGACAUUUAAGGUGAUGACAACAUUCAUGCCACCUCCACCAGCAUCCACCUUUUUAGCAUUUCACCCUCAAGACAAUAACAUCAUAGCAAUCGGAAUGGAAGAUUCAACCAUCCACAUAUACAAUGUCAGGGUAGAUGAGGUCAAAACUAGACUCAAAGGACAUCAAAAGAGGAUAACCGGACUGGCCUUCUCCAACAGCCUGCAUAUACUUGUUUCUUCAGGAGCCGAUGCACAGUUAUGUGUGUGGGCCAACGAUACUUGGGAAAAGAAAAAAACGGUCGCUAUACAAAUGCCAGCUGGGAAGACUCCGUCAGGAGACACAAGGGUCCAGUUUAAUUCUGAUCAAAGUCGCUUGUUAGUAGUCCAUGAGACUCAGUUAGCUAUAUAUGACGCAUCCAAAAUGGAGAGAAUCUAUCAGUGGAUACCGCAGGGAACUUUGUCAGCUCCGAUAUCACAUGCAUCGUACUCGUGCAAUAGCCAACUGGUUUUUGCUGCUUUUACUGAUGGUAAUGUUGCCGUUUUUGACGUGGACAACUUGAGAUUACGAUGCCGAAUUGCAUCAUCUGCAUACAUGUCUUCGACUGCCAUAAACAGCAAUCCGGCCAUUUAUCCUUAUGUUGUCGCCGCACAUCCCCAAGAACCAAAUCAAUUCGCAGUUGGCCUGUCAGAUGGAUCUGUUAAAGUGAUGGAGCCCUUGGAGUCCGAAGGGAAGUGGGGGACACCUGCUCCUGUGGAGAAUGGGGUGGCCAAUGGCAGGACGUCAGCGUCAUCAGCUACCAGCAACCAGGCCACGGAUCAAAACCAAAGAUAGAUGCAUGUCGUCCUCUGUAUAAUCUUCAGAUCUCUACAUUGACUUGUUUGUAUGUUUGUGUCAGCUAGGUCAUGGUUGCAGUUCUUGGAAAGCAAACAGAAAAGAGUGUUAAGACCAGGGGUGUGUCUCUGUGCUGUAGCUUGUCAGUUAAUUACCCUAGCUAUGAGAGAUGAUCUUGUAAUUGGGAUAGUCUAUAAGAUGGGCGCCUUAGGUUUUCGGCAGUUUAACCGGGAUAGUCGGAUGCUGUUCUUGUCUUCUCCGUGCAUGUAAAUCGUUACAUAGUCUUUCGAGCUUA
Lolium rigidum is the source of this 3749-nucleotide messenger RNA. Its product is annotated as protein TPR1. The coding region runs from base 59 to 3454 and encodes 1131 amino acids. The transcript has 25 exons. The record is from RefSeq and is a predicted model, not a curated record. Gene Ontology annotation, molecular function: protein binding. NCBI's taxonomy places the organism in Eukaryota, Viridiplantae, Streptophyta, Magnoliopsida, Poales, Poaceae. Gene Ontology annotation, biological process: regulation of DNA-templated transcription.